ACCGGGCAUCACCGCCGCGUGCAUCUGAGCCCCACCGAAACGUAGCGAAUAACAUCAGUGCUUUUUUGUGCAAGUCCGUUAGCUUCACCAGGGCAAUCCUGUGCUUCAGGAGAGCUACGCGUAUAAGUGUUGGCAGGAUCUAUACCUUACGUUUUAACUUCUCCCUUUCUCUUGCAGACUGACAUCGAGGAAGCUCCGGAGGACACGAGAAAGCUCUACAAAGAAUAUAAAAUGCUGAAGCAACACAGAGAGCCAUCGGAUCUCCCCCAAUCCAACCUGCUCUGCCAGCCGCCAGCUAAGGAAACCCCAACCGCGGAGCAGGUGCCGGACUCUGGUUGUUGGGGUGCACAUCUGAACCGGCAGCCGAAGGCCCCCAGACUGAGCUCCCAUGAUCAGGACGUGCUGAAAGCCUCUGCGCAGUACUUCGGGAUGAAGCUGAAAUCUAACCUCGGCGCAGCCAUAAAGGAGAGGCCUCCAGCCCUGAGGAGGACCCUGACUCCGAGGAGGAAACCAGCUGUGCCCAAACCGGAGAAGAGUUUGGAGAGCGGUGACAAGGGUCCAUCUCCAAACGUGGCAGCUGGGGAGGCUUUGGAGAGCGACGCAGGAGGUGGUGCUGAUCGAGGUGAACUGGAAGAUCUCCUCCUUCCUCCCUCUAUAUCGGGGCUGGCCCCUGUCGUCCUCUCUGCAGGGCUGAAGCCCAGUCCACAGGUGAAUAAAUUUCAGCAGCUGAAGCAGACGGUGGCCCAGAGAUUGGGCUCCCUGGAUCCCGGCUGGCUGCAGAGGUGCCAGGGGAUGCCCGGUCGCGAAGAGGCAACGCUGGGAGAAGAGAGCCCCUCUACCACGAACGGCAAGGACCGAGAGCAGAGAAAACCAGGCCCUGCCUCGCAGCAGGCUUGCCAGCACUUGCACAUCCCUUCUCUCGACCCAGACAGUGGCGCUGAAGCUCGGUGCCCGGAAGGGGAGAAUAAUCCCCCCGUGAAGAACUUUUUGCCAGAGAGCCGGAAACAGCAGAAAAGGCAUGAGCCCUCGAAGGGUGGAAAACGUCGUGACGCAGUGCUGGAGGGGGGUGAGCCCUCUGACCCUGGGGGAGGUGAGCGCCCAGCAGGAGGGGAGGGCAAGCAGGCUGGAAAAGGGAAGAGCGAUGGCCUGAACUCAGCGCUUGAGGGUGACCUGGGAUUGGUGAUCAAAAGGUGCGAGGGUAAGUCGGAGAGCCUCUCUGAAGUCGUCACUCAGCAGGGAGAGCGGGAAGAGGUUGGCAGGGGUCUCCUGGAGCAAGAAGGGGCCGUUGGCGAAACGGAGGAUGGACCUGCUCCGUCCAAGAAGGUCAGAGGCUGCAGGAAGAAGAGGCAACGAGACGCUGGAGAAGACGGCGAGGCUGCUGGUCCAGGGGACAGCGCAGCUCCUGCGAAGCUCCGGCGGACGGCUCGAUCGAACAUGCACAUCUCUUGGCUCACCUCAGUCAUGCUUAAGGAACAGAAGAUAUAUAGCGUUACCUUCCUGCACAGGUUUGCUCUUUGCAGGGCACCACUGCGGAAAGAGGGCAACUUCGUCAAGCUUAACCUCAAGAAGAAAUCUCACGUUAGAGGUUACGUGUUGAAAGGAAAUCGCCUUCGCAAACAGGUGUGGAAGCAGAAGUGGCAGAAGAAAGGAGAGCAGUUUGGAGGCGGCAGCAGGUCCAUUGAUAGAAGCGCCGACGUCUGCUUCAGAUGCGGCGGGACGGGGCACUGGGCGUCAGCGUGCAGGGGCAGAGGCCCAGCUGCUGCUAACCCGCCGCCCGAGGAGAACAGCCACGUGGCCGAAGAGGAGGCUCCCUUGGCCACACCUGUGCUGAUAAACUGGGGAGGGAGAAGACACAGCAGUUUUGGAGCAGAGAGCAGGAGCAGCAGCCAGGAGGGACACGAGGAGGUCUCGGCGGAGGCACCUUACCUGGAUGUGCAGAGGCCGGUGUAUGAGCCACCCACUCCCCCGGCCCCCAUGGAGCCCCUUUAUGGCCUGGGGCCAGACGGGAAGGUGAGAGAGACCCCUGAGGAGGUGUUUCAGGCUCUGUCGGAGCUGGGGUACAGCUCUUUCCGCCCAGGCCAGGAGGUGGCUGUCAUGAGGAUCCUCUCAGGCCUGUCCACGCUGGUCGUGCUGUCGACUGGGAUGGGCAAGUCCCUGUGCUACCAGCUCCCUGCGUACCUGUACCACAAGCGCUCCAAGUGCAUCACCUUGGUCGUCUCCCCGCUGGUGUCGCUGAUGGAUGACCAGGUUUCGGGGCUGCCCCCGCGCCUGAAGGCUGUCUGCAUCCAUUCCAACAUGAGCAAGGCGCAGCGGGAGGCAGCUGUGGAGAAGGUGAGUGAUUUCGGCUCGGACCUUUCGGGGAAGGACUAUGUUUGCUCAGGGUCUGUUUUCCUCCCUGUCAAGAUUAUGCUGGGGCCUUUAUUUGGGAAUAACUUUGCGGAGCAGACAAGCCGGAAGGGUCCUCAUAAGGGGGCUUCCGCUCUGCGGGAAGCUCUAGCAGCGCAGGUAAGAUCCCAGCCGCUGGCCUUGCAGAUGGACCUUGCCUCUUCUUCCUUGCAGGUUCUCCGGGAUCGCCUGGGUGUGCGCUGCUUCCUGGGUCUCACAGCUACUGCCACGCUGGGCACAGCACAGGACGUGGCUCAGCACCUCGGGAUCCAGGAGGGGGAAGGAAUAGCCGUGCGCUCUGCGGCUGUGCCUCCGAACCUGCAUCUCUCUGUCUCGACGGACAGGGAUAGAGAUCAGGCCCUGAUCUCCUUGUUGCAAGGGGAGCGGUUUGGGUGCCUGGACUCCAUAAUUGUGUACUGCACGCGCCGGGAGGAGACAGCUCGCAUCGCGGCGCUCAUCCGGACGUGCCUCCAAGGAGUGGUGCUCAGGGAGUCCGCGGCAGCCGGGGAGCCGGGGCAGGAUGACAGCGCUGCAGAAAGGAAGAAAGCAAAGGCAAAGAAGAGCAUCCGACGCCCUCUGAAGUGGGUUGCCGACGCCUAUCACGCUGGCUUGUCGGCUGCCGAGCGCCGCCGCGUCCAGAACAACUUCAUGUGCGGCCAGCUCCGAGUGGUGGUGGCCACGGUGGCCUUCGGCAUGGGGCUGGACAAGUCAGACGUGCGCGGCAUCGUGCACUACAACAUGCCCAAGAACUUUGAGAGCUACGUGCAGGAGAUCGGCCGGGCUGGUCGGGAUGGCAAGCCAGCUCACUGCCAUCUCUUCUUGGACCCGGAGGGCAGGGAUCUCCAUGAACUGAGGCGACACAUCUACGGCGACACUGUGGAUUUUUUUACCAUCAAGAAGCUCGUGCAGAAAGUCUUCUCUCGCUGCAAGUGCCUGGAGCUUCAUCAGAAACACCAGGACAUCGCCAAGGGCGGGGAGGUGGAAGAUGCCGAAAUGGCCGAGCUCUUGGAGGAGCAGGACGACGGUGCGGCCCCGCAGGCCAGGGCGCGGGGGCCGAGCGCGCACCACCAGCGGGUGUGUUACAAGCACGAGCGGGCCAUCCCCAUCCAACAAACCGUGGAGUCUCUGGACAUCCGGGAGGAAGGUGAGGUGGGCGUCGGCGCAUGCCCAGGGGUCGCGAGGUGGUGGCAGAGUGAGAGGGAUCAGCAGCCGUGCCAGACGCCUCCGCAGACCCCCAGCUCAGCUCUACUCGAAGUGCUGCCCCCCACCUACUCUUCCUGCCGGGUGCUGUGCUACGGGGGCCCCAAGCAGCUCAGGGCCGCGGCGAGGAGCUCUCCCCCCAUCGCUGUGUUCCUGGCCCGGGAGCGCCUGGCAGGGAGGGAUCACAGUCGUGCCAGCUCCGUGGAGUUCGACGUGGUCUCGCUGAGCGACUCCAUGGGCUGGGAAGUGGUGCUCGUGAAACGGGCCCUGCGCCAGCUCCAGUGGGACCCGCGGCUGCAGCCAGCCUCCCUUCCCCGGGCCCGUUUGGGAGCUCGCAGCCGGUUGCGCCCUCCGAGGCGGGAGGGAGCUGCGGCGCGGCUGAUGCUUGUCUUGCGGAGCAGCGUGGCUUUUGGGACCUGCGACCCCCACCCCGCGCACGCAGAGCAGGAGAGGAGCUCCCGCCUGAAGGCCUUGCUCAGGGACUACUUUGAGAAGAAACCUUCUGGAGAGCAGGCUGAGCCUGGACACGAGAGCGAGGAGGAGGAAGAGACCCUCAGCGGUGCCAAGCUCCGUGACUGGGAGAGCCAGAUCCGUUCGGACGUCCGGCACUUCCUCUCCAUCCGCCAGGACGAGAAGUUCUCGGGCAGAGCCAUCGCCAGGAUAUUUCACGGCAUUGGUAAGGAAUCAGAUGUAGAAGCGGGUUUCUUCUGCCCGCUCCAGCGCGCAGGGGUUUGGCACCAGGGGGGGCUCCGCUCCCCCUCUCCUGUGCUUUCCCGGAGGUGUCCGAGCAUCCUCUGCGGCCAGGCAGGACCGCGUGGGGCCGCACCUCCCUCUCGCGCCAACCUGUGUCCUGGCGUCCUGCGGCACCAGGCCACCCGGGUCUGCAAGGAGAUGGAGCCCGAUGCGGCCCAGGACGCAGGGCAGGUGAUGGACUGCACCGGAUGGAGCUGCUGGGUGACGCUGGGCUCCACGUCCAGCAGCUCCAGGAACCCGGCACGGAAACUGCACUUGCGGGGGCUGGGGCUGCCCGUCCGUGCGGGGUCCUGCGAUGGGGUCCCACGGCAGUGA
Messenger RNA from Struthio camelus australis, 4653 nucleotides. NCBI's taxonomy places the organism in Eukaryota, Metazoa, Chordata, Aves, Struthioniformes, Struthionidae. The record is from RefSeq and is a predicted model, not a curated record.